UGCGCCUUAAGGCCCCUUUGCCCAGUGUCGUGGAAGCUGCUCUCGGGCUGCUCCUGUGAGCCGGUGGCGGGGGUACGGUGGGCGUGAUUUCGGGGGUGAGAGAGGCACCAGAGGCAGUAGACUCUGGGCAAGGCUUGAUUGAGGGCAGAACCUGGAGCAAGACACAGCUUACCCAAGGCCAAGGCCAGAUGUGGUGGAACAUCCCCUGCCUGACGAGCUCGGUUCCGUUCUGGUUCCAUCCCCCAACUGGCUCCUUGACCUUGGAUAGUUCACUUUCGUUUCUGGGUCUUAAUUUCCUCAUAUAUAAAGUGAAGAGCUUGGGACCAUUGUCUCUCAAGGCUUCUCCGCCCCAAAACUUCUGUGACAGACCCUCUAUGGCUCCUUCUUGGGACUUCCCAGCUUAACGAAAACAAAACCUGAUUUGUGACUGUAGGUCUCCCCUCCUCCCCCAGCACACACAUACACACCCCUCAGUGAGGAACACGGGCUCCUGGGGGGCCUGGGCACUCAGUGUCUGAGGAAAUGGAGAUCUUUGCUCAGUGGGACUUUUAAGAUAUCUUCCUUGGCAGGGUCUUGCCACCCAGGUAAAAAAGAUGGAUAACUGGAAGGUCUGGUUAAAUGCAGAAUCAACAAAGGGAGCUAAGGAAACUGGGGAGUGGAUGACCAGUUAGUUGCAGGAACCUCAGGGCUGUGCUCACUUCCUAGCUCUGUCUCCACCCUGGUACCUGUCCCUCCCUUCCUUGUCCCUCUCAGGGAUAGUGCAGGGUUGAACAGGAUGGCAGUUUAGAACACCCCCUGGGUAACGGGUCAGCACCUGCCCUUGGCUAGUCUUGCCAACUCCCCUCCUGCCCUCUGCAGCCUCCAGGUUGCACGAGGAGCUGUAAGGUAAGAGCAGAGGCAGUCCUGAUUGGGCCCAUCCUGACCUCUGGUUUGUACCUCUCCCUCCUUGGCUGUCCUCUGACUCCACUUUUGCCAAGCCAGGGGCCUCCUUCCCUGCUCCAAGGAGCCUCCUGAAGAGCUCUUCCCUCACUGCAAGGUGCUGCCAGCUCCCUCUGAUGCCUUCUUUAGUCACUAUCUGUUUUUUCUCUGAGUUUACCUUUCCCACCAGCUGGUGAUACCCAGCAGGGAGGAUUGAACAGGGACUUAAGAUUUUAUUUCUAAUUUUAUAUUCUAGACAGCACAGGGCUUGGCACUAGAAGUUCUUAGGGAGUGUCUGUGGAGUAAAAAUAAUGAUAGCUAUAUUCCUUUUUGCCCUGUGCUGUUCUUGAUUCAUUUAGGUAUGAACUCUGUAAGCCUCACAACAACCUAGUUAUAUUAUCCCCAUUUAUGUGUGAAGAAACUGAGUCACUUGCUCCAGGUCGUACACGUGGGAAGUGGCAGGACCGUACAGGGUGCUUUUAUCCAUGACAGUCAAUAGCCUCCAGGUGAAUGAGUUCUUCUGACUGGAACUUUGUGGGAGGCGAACUGGGCCAACUAGGGUGCUGGGAUUUCUUCCCAAAGACAAUGCCCAGUUGUGGGAUUUUGCAGCUGACGAACCUUUCACACAAUCUGGAGGAGUGUCUGUGCAGCUCCAGCUUGUGUGGGUGGCCCCUCCUGCCUGGAGGAGGGAGAGUGGGUGCCUGAGCCCCACAGGCCUUUCUGACUCUAGUGCAGCUUCUCUGGGCUGCAGGCUCCUAGCUAUGAUGUCCUUGGGUUCCUUGUCUGGAAAAUGGAUCUAAGGAUUCUGUUUGUCUUGUGGGCCUAGGACAUGAUCAGAUGAGGCAGGAAAGGGCUUCAGUUAUUGCCAAGUGCAGGGCAGACAUCCUUGGGCUGUUGUUGCUUUCAUGCCUCCUGGGGGUACAAGGUAAGAGGAAGGAAGUAAAAGGCAGUAUGAUUGACUGGCACUCAGUGAUGUUUGGACUAGGUCAGGGUAAGAUGGUCCCUGCCCUCCCGCAGCUCAGCAUCUCAGAUACUGACUGGAGUUUGUUGCCAGAUUACACCUAGGAAAUGCAGUUUGCAGUCUCCCUCCACCUACUCUUCUUUAAGGCAGUUUAAGGAAGAGGCUCAGAGACAGCCAGACCUAAGUCCCACCUGAGGUUCAGGAGCAUAGGAAUGAUGGGCUUGGACUCUGGAGCUGGAUGGCCUGGUUCAUCUCUUGUCUCCACCGCUUCUAUCCAGCCCACCUUGGGCAGGUCAUGUCGCAUUUUGACCCUCAGUUUUCCUAACUGUGAAAUGGGAAAAACCUGUGAGGAAAGGGGCCUUAUGGCGAGCAGGAUACUGGAUGCCAUACUUGUAUUUCCUUCUGUUAUCCGCACAGUAGUUAUGGCAGAUAGACCUCACUGAACCCAUUUUACAGAUGAGGACAGCAAGGCUCAGGGAGUUAAGUACCUUGACAGUGUAUGUCCCAGAGCAUGUGAGGGCUGACUGAGGGUUCAAGUCUAGGUCCUUUGGUGCUAAAAUCAUUGCUCUUUUCUUAACAUUUUGCUGCUUUGUAUAAACAGGGCUCCCCAUGACGAAGAUACCUGCCCUGUGCUCAGUCAGGAAGGGGAAUCCCAGACGCCUGGGAGGGGGCCUGGUCAACUCUGAGUUCCCUGAGGGUCACUGGAUAUGUCUGAGCUGGAGGAGAUCCAAGACCAGAGGGAAGUUCUCAGCAGAGGCCUUGGAGGGUUUUAGCUUCUCCUCUCUCCCACUGAGAACGCUCCUCAGCAUGAGCAGCAAGACCAAAGUCCGUGGAAAGACUUUGGGUGGCCCUCCCUGGCCUGGUGGUGGCUCUGGCCUUGGAGAGCCAGAGGAGCCCAACCUGCCUGGGACAAGGCCUGAAGUUCUUUCUUGUGAUGUUGUUUUCUGAAGGCAAGCGAAGCUCAGCUGGCUGCUCCAGAAUGAAUCGCAGCUCCAAGAAGGGGAAGUAAAAGUCUUGCCAGCUCUGCCAUGGCCUGUGAACCACGGAUGGACCCCGGCGGGGCGGCCAGCCCCUUGCCCACCUCCUCCCCUGGCUGGAGCGCCCUGCCUGGGGGGAGCCCUCCUGGCUGGGGGCAAGAUGAAGCUUCUGGUCUGCUUUCAGAGCUUCGCAACGGCCAGGUCCUCACAGUUCUCCGGAUCGACAAUACCUGCGCACCCAUCUCCUUCGACCUGGGAGCCGCGGAAGAGCAACUGCAGACCUGGGGCAUUCAGGUCCCGGCUGACCAGUACAGGAGCCUGGCCGAGAGCGCCCUCUUGGAGCCCCAAGUGAGAAGAUACAUCAUCUACAACUCACGGCCCAUGCGGCUGGCCUUUGCUGUGGUGUUCUAUGUGGUGGUGUGGGCCAACAUCUACUCCACCAGCCAGAUGUUUGCCCUGGGGAACCACUGGGUGGGCGUGCUGCUCGUGACCCUGGCCGCGGUCAGCCUGACCCUGACCCUCGUGCUCAUCUUCGAGAGACACCAGAGGAAGGCCAACACCAACACGGACUUAAGGCUGGCGGCUGCCAAUGGAGCCCUCCUGAGGCACCGGGUGCUGCUGGGGGUGACGGACACAGUGGAAGGCUGCCAGAGUGUGAUUCAGCUCUGGUUUGUCUACUUCGACCUGGAGACCUGUGUGCAGUUUUUGUCCGAUCACAUUCGAGAAAUGAAGACAAGCCAAGAGUCCUUGCUGAGAAGCCGAUUGAGCCAGCUGUGUGUUGUCAUGGAGACCGGGGUGAGCCCCGUGGUGGCUGAGGGGCCGGAGAACCUGCUGGAGGAAGCGCCUCUCCUGCCCAGCAGCCCUCAUCCCACAGAGAGACCACUCAUGCAGACCGAGCUUCGCCAGCUCGUCCCUGAGGCCGAGCCCGAGGAAAUGGCCCAGCAGCUGCUGGCAGUGUUUGGCGGCUACUACAUCCGACUCCUGGUGACCUCCCAGCUCCCCCAGGCACUGGGGACACGACACACAGACUCUCCAAGGAUCCCAUGCCCCUGCCAGCUCAUAGAAGCCCACAUCCUGGGCACAGGGUGCUGCCCAUUCCUGACUAGGUGACCUAGGGUUGGAGGUACUGACCUUCCUUCAGGACUGAAGGUGAGAAGUCAGGGUGGCCUCCGGAGCCCACAGUGCCUGAUGGCAAGCCCUCGGUGGGGAGAGAAGCAUCUGGACCCACUCUGAAGGGCGUCAAUCGUGUCAGCAACGGGGAUGUGGUGCUCACUCGAGGAUCCUGCACAAAAAUGGCUGUUGACAUCCCAUGCUGCCCUCUGGCCUUUCCAGAAGCUGAUGUCCCACUUGAAGCUACUUUCUGUGCGGCUGAGAACUGUAGGCGUGGACGUAAGGGCCACACGCCCAUCCCUUUCAUUGUCUGGAGAGCCCAGGAAAUGUGAAGAUGAAUGGACUGGACCAAAUGCAUCCAAAGCUUGGCCUCAGGUGAUGCUCCCAUCCCCACCCCUUUCAUGUCAGACGGGGGAAGCUGAGGCUCAGGGAGGACACUGCUCUUCGUGGCAUUGCCUUGGGCCCCUUAAGUUAUAAAAUGCCUCUUCCCAAUCUGAAGAAAAGAAGCAAAUUCUCAGAACCUUCUCCAUUUUUGAGUGUUUCUUCCCCUACAUUUUAUGAAAAACAAUGGCACCUGGUCUGGUCUGCUAGCAUGCAGGCCUUCAGGAGACAGAGGAAAGAGAGAAAGAAAGAAAGAAAUCAGCACAUAAGUGCUAAUACGAGUAUUUGGAAAAGACUGAUCCUGUCUGAUUGGAGGACUUAUUUUGUGUGCAUGCUUUUGGGUGUGGUUUCAUACAGCGGACGUGGAACAGCUGUCCCGUUUCCCAACACUAACGUGGCCCUGGAAUGAAGCACAGUCUGUCGCUCGUGGGAUUCCAUGCAGAGCUCAGAGGCUUCCAGGUUCUGUGCUUCUGAACAAGUCUGAAGACCCAAUGUUCUUCUCGGCCCAAAGAUAAAGCCCUAGCCUGGCAUUUAAAGGCUUCCCAGUGCCUAAGACCUGGCCUUCAUCUGCAAUUUUGACUUCCUCUCCCACAAAAAUCUUUCAUAAGUUGAAACUCUUUCCUGGACUGACAUACGUAUUCCUUUGCAUCUGUUGGACUCCUAUGCAUGCUUUAAAAAUUUUUGAUAUAAAAUAUUAUAUAAGCUUCAGGUAUACAACAUAGUGAUUCACAAUUUUUAAAUGUUAUACUACAUUGAUAGUUAUUAUAAAAUAUUGGUUGUAUUCCCUGUGUUGUACUAUAUAUCUUUGUACCUUAUUUAUUUUAUACAUAGUAGUUUGUACCUCUUAAUCCCCACCCCUAUCUUGCCCCUCCUCCCCAUGCAUGCUUGGAAACCCAGCUUUACUCUCCUCUCCUUCAAGAAGCCUUUCAACAUAGCCAGACCUGCUAGUCUCUGCCUCCUUUAAAUUCUUGGUGUAGCUGCUGCCUUUAUGGAUAUUUUAUGUUAUUGAUUCUGUUUUCCUGUGCACAUGCCUAUUUUUCUAGCUAGGCCAUAAGCUCCUCAAGGACAAAGAUUGCACCUUGUACUUUUGUGCAUGACCUGGACCUGCUAAGGAAAAAAAAAAUGUCCUAUGGAUUGAAUGCUUUGUCAUCUCCAUAGUAGCUUUUGCAAAUUGCUGUCUGUAUUCAGUUGAAUGAUGAGGUUGGCACAGACCGGAGUUCUGGUCCUGAACUGCCACUUGUAGCUGUGUGACUUUUGGCUGGUCCUCAGUUUACACAUCUAUAUAAUGGAUAGAUUGGAUGAUUCUUAAUAGCCCUUCCAGAGCCAAAGUUCUGGGAAUUUCCAACCUUUUUUGUUUCAUUCUAGCCUUUGGCCUGUCUGUCUGUUACGCCUUUACAGGUUGAAAGGUGCAGUGGCCCAACACAGAUGAGGUACUCCAGACAUGAUACCCCUUUGGAUGGAACACCGGCCUGUAGCUAGCAGGAGACCUGGAUUCUCAUCCCAGAUCUGCUACUUCCUAACGGUGUGACCUUGUCUAGGGUAACCUCUCUGAAUGUCCGUUCACUCCUUCAUAAAUGAAUCUGGACAACAUGAAAUUAUGCAAGUGACUCGUCAUGUAGGAGAUGAGUCUGACUGGUCGCUUUCUCUGGGCCAGAGAAGAGAAAUAGUGUGCAUAGCCCCGCCCUGGGAAAUGGCUGUUUAAGGCAUUUCUCUUCAGCUGACUCUGCGGGCUGCCUUGCUCAGUGAGAAUUACUCAUGAAGGCGACCACUGUCUUUCUCACCUGCCACACAGGAAGUGUGGGCUGUGAACGUGACCAGUAGAAGCCCUAUAUUAACACCUGGGUAAGUGUAACAGCAGAGAAUGAAAUGUGUGUAUUUUGACAAAACAGCAGUUUUUCCACUUUAAGGCUUCCUUAAAGAGCCCUUGAUGUGUUCUUUCCUGUCUUUUCCUCUCGUUAGAGUGGAAACUCUGGUAUCUAGGGCACACAGGUGUGCCCACAAGGUACAUUUUGUUGCAUUCGAGCCUCAGUUUCUUCUUUUAGAAAAUUCUGUGAUCUCUGUCCUGCCUGCUUUCCAGGGUUACUGUGACGAUCAGACUCCACAAAGAAACAAACGCUCUGUUUUAGGUCCCUGUGUUGACGAUAGGCAUGGCUUUGGUGAAGAUGGUGCCGUGGCAUGAAGUGGGGGCGGAGGGCUUGGAUUCUAGAAUCACAGUGUAUUCAAAUCCAAGUUCUGUCACCGCAGAGCCACUUCCUUCCCAUCCUUGGGUCUCACUUCUCAAGUGUGAAGUGGGGAGAAAUGUACCUACCUUGCAGGUGAUUUUAAAGAUUAAGUGAUAUGGAAACUAUAAAGUGCUUUCAACUGUGAGUUACAAAUGAGUAAGAGCUCAAUAAAUCAUUGCUAUUAUUAUUAUUAA
Molecule: messenger RNA, 6763 nt
Organism: Camelus dromedarius (Arabian camel)
Lineage: Eukaryota; Metazoa; Chordata; Mammalia; Artiodactyla; Camelidae
Gene: TMEM268
Product: transmembrane protein 268
Exons: 8
Coding region: 2908-3966 (352 amino acids)
Source: RefSeq, a predicted model, not a curated record